Canariomyces notabilis is the source of this 1434-nucleotide messenger RNA. RefSeq names its product Pkinase-domain-containing protein. Gene Ontology annotation, molecular function: calmodulin binding; calcium/calmodulin-dependent protein kinase activity; ATP binding. Gene Ontology annotation, biological process: cellular response to oxidative stress; protein phosphorylation. NCBI's taxonomy places the organism in Eukaryota, Fungi, Ascomycota, Sordariomycetes, Sordariales, Chaetomiaceae. The coding region runs from base 1 to 1434 and encodes 477 amino acids. The transcript has a single exon. The record is from RefSeq and is a predicted model, not a curated record.
AUGAAUACAGUCCCUGCAGCCGGCGAUCGGCCGCAGCAGCAGCAACAGCAGCAGCAGCAGCCGCAGAUCCAGCCUUGCCGGUACAAGGUCGGAAAGACACUUGGUGCGGGGUCCUACUCGGUGGUCAAGGAGUGCGUGCACAUCGACACGGGUCGCUACUAUGCAGCCAAAGUCAUUAACAAGCGGCUUAUGGCCGGUCGCGAGCAUAUGGUGCGCAACGAGAUUGCCGUCCUCAAGAAGGUAUCGAUGGGCCACCAAAACAUCCUCACCCUCGUCGACUACUUCGAGACCAUGAACAACCUCUAUCUCGUCACGGACCUGGCGCUAGGGGGUGAACUCUUUGAUCGCAUCUGCCGCAAGGGCUCGUACUACGAAUCAGAUGCGGCCGACCUCAUCCGCGCGACGCUCUCGGCCGUCGCCUACCUACACGACCAUGGCAUUGUCCACCGGGACCUCAAGCCCGAAAACCUGCUGUUCCGAACCCCGGAGGAUAACGCAGACCUACUCAUCGCCGACUUUGGCCUCAGUCGCAUUAUGGAGGAGGAGCAUUUCAACAUGCUGACCACUACUUGUGGCACGCCUGGGUAUAUGGCUCCUGAGAUCUUCAAGAAGACUGGCCACGGCAAGCCGGUGGACCUGUGGGCGCUGGGCGUCAUCACGUAUUUCCUGCUGUGCGGCUACACGCCCUUUGACCGCGACACGGACUUUGAGGAGAUGCAGGCCAUCCUCAACGCCGACUACAGCUUCACCCCGGUCGAGUACUGGCGCGGCGUCUCGGAUAGCGCAAAGGACUUUAUCCGCCGCUGCCUGACCGUCGACCCCAACCGCCGCAUGACGGCCCACGAGGCCCUGCAGCACCCCUUCGUCGCGGGAUGGGCCCGCGUCGCCGGCGCCGGCCCGGACGCCGACAAGGGCCAGAACCUCCUCCCCACCGUCAAGAAGAACUUCAACGCGCGCCGCACCCUCCACGCCGCCAUCGACACGGUCCGCGCCAUCAACAAGCUGCGCGAGGGCCAGGCCGGCGGCUUCAUGAAUGGCCUGCACAGCCACGAGCCCAAGAGGGAGAAUAUCCAGGGUCGUAAUAAUAAUGCCGCACCCCCAUCGUUGUCAUCGUCGCGCAAGGAUGAUAGCGGUGUUUCAGUCGGCAGCGGGAGCGCGAGUGGAAAUGGAAACACAAGCAGCGCGACGACGACGCAGAGCGGCAGGGACAGCGGCUACGGUGGCCUGCAAGGGCUGGACGGCUGCGUGGAUGUGAAGAUGGGUGAUGAUGGUGAUGUGCCGCCUGCUGCUGCAGCGGCUGCGGCGCAACAGAGUCCCGGCCAGCUGCCGCCCGCGUAUGCCGUGCCCGCUAGCUUGCGGCCUGGGAACGAGGCCAAUAAGGUGGUCGAAACCAGCAAGGGGCUGUGGAGCGGCAGCGGGAGCAGCAGGCGGUGA